CCUAUAGCCCCACGGUACCCAAUGGGUGCUUAGGCCUUAAGCCUUCGUGGUAGUUGGAGUAUAAAAAAAAAAUUAUUUUAAGUAAAUGUCAUUUACUCUCCGGUACUCAAUCUACCGAAAAAUUCUACACAAUUCUACUGAAUAUCGUCGAGCCCACCUGGCAACACUGUUGAGAACUCAUCGGUCGCCGGGCAAACGCAAACAUAAACAUCACAACAUAAACAUAACCUACAUCCUCUUCUUGGUUGUUGAGAUUUCUGAUAUAAAAAAGGCGGAAAAUAAUAAAAAGAGGGCAAAACCGAUCAACUAAUAUCGAAACUAUUUCAUACAAAUGCUUCCCCUUGCCCACAAUAAGGUUUCGUUUCGUUGGGGAGAAAUCAACAAGCCCAAGAAUUACACUAUUCCAAAUAUUAAAGCAAAACAAAGGCAAAAACGUGCCCCUUUUCUUGAAAACAUUACAUUUUCUCACGAUAUUUCUUCCGGGCAUUGGGGAGAAUUUAAUGAGGAAGAAAUAUACUCUGUUCCAGAUAUUAAUGAAGAUAUUGAGCGAAGUAUGAAUAAAUGUAGUUUAGAUGAAUUUGAAGAUCCUAGUGAUAUGCAACAUAUUGAACAUAUAAUACUACCUGCUCAAGAUCCUCUAGUUCACUACACAAUCUCAUUGCACAAAUAUGUGGAUGAUAUGACAGAAAUGAUAAGAGUAGCAGAGCUAGCUACAGAAAAGAAUAUCAUACCACCAGAGGAUGCUGUACCUCCUAUGCCACUGAAAAUAAAAAAGGAAUUUACACAUAAAAGAAAUAGUCUUAACUAUGUACCAAAAGAUUUCACGCCUUUUAGUUGUGGAUUGGCUACAGAGUAUCCUGAGUUAAGUGAAGCUAUAGUGAAAAAUAUUCUAGCAAAAUCUAUUGCUACAUUGUUUGUACAUAUAGGAUAUGAAACAUCGCAUCAAAGUGUGUUGGAUUUACUGAUAGAUAUUGUUGAGGAUUUCUUCAAAACAGUUUGCUUCAGGAUUGUCAAGUCUGUGGAGGAAGAAGAAAAAGGCAACACAACUAGUUUUCCAAAUAUUGUAGAAAAGGUACUCACUGAAACUGGACUGGGAGGAAUAAGGGGUCUCAGUGAUUACUACCAAAACAGAAUUAUUAAAUAUGCUACUGUUAUGGAGAAUCGGUGCAAGGAAUUAAUUGAUCACUAUUCUACAAUGUUAAUACCAAAGACUGAAAAUCUGCUUGAUAGUUCCAAAAUGAUUCGGAUAAAAGAAGAGGAUGCCGGUGAAAUGUUUGACGUAUACAACCCAGAAGUCCAUCUUACAACUUUUGAUAGCGAUAUGCCAGUAUCAGAAUCAGCUCUACAACUUCUUAAUAGCCUGGAAGCUGAACAGGGCUUACAAGUUUUGGAGGCGAAUAACGUCAAACAAGAGGAUGUAUAACAAAUCGAAUAAUGAAUAACUAUUAUUUCACAAAUAAACUGGUAAAUACAACGGAUUGUUUCAUUAUCAUAGAAAUGCUACUUACUGUUCAUUGGCUUUCUCAAAAACUAUGUUUGUACCCCUUAACUAUAACUGAGGGCUUCAUCGACGCGUACUACAGAAUCGUACCACAGGAUACAGACUAAACAUAUUUUUCGAGCCGCC
Molecule: messenger RNA, 1627 nt
Organism: Acanthoscelides obtectus
Lineage: Eukaryota; Metazoa; Arthropoda; Insecta; Coleoptera; Chrysomelidae
Source: the annotation of a GenBank genome assembly